Messenger RNA from Closterium sp. NIES-67, 956 nucleotides. NCBI's taxonomy places the organism in Eukaryota, Viridiplantae, Streptophyta, Zygnematophyceae, Desmidiales, Closteriaceae. The record is from the annotation of a GenBank genome assembly.
CUUCAUCCCUCCUACCGUUGCUCCCGUUCUUGGGAGUUCCUUCGUGCGAAUCCUACUGGAUCCGCGGCUCUUCCUCAACCGUUGAAUCGCGUCGCGCCCAGUGGGAAAGCAGCGAUGGCACGGCACCAGCAGCAGCAGCGGGUAUCAGGCAAGCCGCACUCGGCAGGUGCGGUGUGGGUGCGGUUCGCGGUGACGUCCGUAGCCAUGUGGGUGCUGCCCCUCGCCGUGCUCUUCUCCCUCAAGCAGGACCUCUCCUUCCUCCAGAGCUUCGUCCCCGCGCCCAUCUGGUCCUUACUCGCCCGCUCCGACCCCUCAGCACCGCCCAUCGAUGCCACCUUCUGGGCGGGGCUCGCAGCGGUGCUGUCAGUGAACGCGGUGAUCGCCGUAUAUAUCAUCCUCGCCCUGCGCGACUCCCCCGUGGCCGACCAGCCCCACCCCGACCCCGCCUUUGUCGCCACCGCUGCACGGCGACAGCAGGAGAUUGCGGACCUGGGGGGCGAGGGGGAGGAGGGAGAUGUAGGGGGCGGUGGGAGCGGUGGAAAGGGGGUUGGUGGUGGUAGAAGUAGCGGUGGGCUAAGGAAGAGGAGGCAGGAUAUGACGGCAGGGGAGGCAGAGGCAGAGGCCAUGGCAGCGGCUGCUAGGGUAAGUGGUACGGGGCUGCGAAGGGCAAUGGACAGGAAGGGUAAGAAGCAAAGCUGAAUUGGAUGGGUAUGCUGCUAAUGUUUAUACACUGCACUGCAUAUGGCUGGGUGUACUUUCGUGCCAUUUUCAGAUGGAUGUGUGUUUAUCAAGGUUUGUGUCGAUGCCACACCGUGUAACGGCAGAUUCCAGCUGAAACUCACGCUGAACCAGAAUCUGUCAAACAUAACUUACGUUACUGUAGACUAUACAGGUUUGUGCCUUAGAGGGUACAACACACUAGUCUAUAUUGCCCUGUAUCUUCCUAUUCUAGUCAU